CAUCCUCAAACCAUUCGCUACACAUACAAAUCUCACUAACCUCCUACUCCAUCCUCAAACCAUUCGCUACAUCUUCAAAUAUCGCUAACCUUCUAUAUCUUUCCAUGGCAACCUAUCAAUAAUGAUAGUUUUUUUUUUGGCUAUUCAGCCUUCAUAUUUGGUAGAUCAUCGAAUUAUCAUGAGAUACUUUUUUUUGAAAGUCGACAGAGAUCUGUAAAUCGAUUAAUGGAGUCCUUGUAUGUUCUUACUCAAAGGCCACCUCCAUGGCCCUCCUACUCAAGUAGGCGCAUAAUUGCUCUAUCUUCGGUAUGUCAAACAUAUUCUCUUUUAUCCUUAAUAAGUUAUUUUGAUUUUUGCUUGAUGAAGUUAGAUUAACCUAUUUUCAUCAUAAUAUUUUUCUAGCUACAUGUUGUGUUGUUCUUAUUGGUGACUACGGCUCAUUUUACCCCCAUAAUAAACAGAUUUACUACCUCACCAUCUUCCAUAUGGAUAUGCAUAUUUUUAAUAAUCCCACCAGGCUUCAUCAGAUUUUCUAGCCAGUUCCUUUUACAAUUUUUUUUUACAAUUUUAUUAAAAAGUUAUGUGAAUUGUUUCAAUAACAUCCUCUUCUUAUCUGGCAAUCGUUAGCACUAAGUUAUGUGGAGUAUUAGGUGAAUAUGAACCAAAUAUGUAGCGGAGUAACUUUUACACCUGGAAGCAUGGAAGCAUCAACCUCCUCGGAAAGACCACUUCUUUCCACGAUUCUCAGAGCAUCAACGGUUCUCAAUCCCCAAAAAUUCAGCGAGAAAGAAACAUCAAUAAUGAAUUACAAUUCUUUGGGUGAAAAAGCUCCAGCAGCACCAGAUUUUUCGUCAACAAAAAAAAACCUUUCCCACGUGCCAUGGUUACUGCGCGUUAAUUAAUUUGCCUCAUUUUUAUCAGCAGUAUUCAUAGAGUUUCUUUUGUGUUAAUUUUCUUAUUUAGCUCGACUAGAGGGAUGUUAUUUGCUUAGCACUGCGCGGGCGAUAUUUUCCGAGCCGCCUUGAAAAACCGGAGCCCGAGUGCCCGACAGAGGAAUCCUCCCGAACCGUGUCAGGCCCAACGUCCCACCGCGCCGUCGACACGUCACGCUAUUUCCGGCCCCCACCGCAGCGCGCCGGAGCCGAGCCGCGCAAGCCCCUGUCCCGGCUCGGCUCGUGGCGGCCCAACACGUGUCCGCGUUGUCCGACACGUGGCGCGCCGCCGCGCGCUCGUAGUCCCAUCCCACGAGCCUCCACCUCGCUCCCCCUACAAAACCAUUUUCCGCUCCCUAUUUCCGGCGAAAAAAAAAUCGGCGAAAACCACCUCCCUUUUGUUCUAGCGGGGGCACACCAGUACACCACCGAGGUCGCCUCUGCUCUCCAUCCGCUUCGGCUCGCCUCCUCCUCCUCCUAUCCAUCCUGUUCCGCUCACGCUGAAUUUUUGGGCAUUGAGAAGCGUUCUUCCUCGGUGAAUCCGUUGGAGGAAUCGUUGGUCGGCGGUGACGCAUGGCGUCGAGGGAUUUCCUGGGCGGGUUCGGACGGGAGGGAGGAGCACCCGCUGCAGCCGGCGGGAGCGCAGCGACCGCCGAGUCGGACGAGAUCGAGCUCAGCCUCGGCCUGUCCCUCGGCGGCUGCUUCGGCGCCGACCCGGCGCAGGACGCGAAGAAGCCGUGCCUCGUCCGGUCCUCCUCCAUCCCCUCGAUCUGCUCGCUGCCCGGAGGCUUCACCUCCGGCGAGGAACCCGCCGCCGUCACGGCACCGCCGUCCGACCUGCUCCGCACGUCCUCGCUCCCCAGCGAGUACACGGAGGAUCGGCUCCGUCGCCGCGCGAUGCAGAGCCAGCGGCGGCUCGAGGCCAAGCGCAAGCGCCUCGAGCGCCGGAACUCCAUGAGCUCCGGCAGGUCCGCCACAAGCACAAGCACCGGUGCCGGCCGCGACGAAGCCCCGGAGCAGGCGGUGCCCAGCGGCUUCCAGCUCAGGCGCACGGUCGCCUUGCAGGGGACCACCUCGUCCACCGCGCCGGAGCAAGGGGGUGGAGCUCCAUCGCAUAGCCCUCCCGCGCCGAACACAUCCUCGGACAACACCAGCAGUGGACAGAGCAGCUCCAGACCCUCAACGGCGUCAGGAACAGGGAGGCCAUCCAACGGCACCACCGGGCGCGAGCAGCCGCUGCGGACCCUCCGGUCGCUGACGAUGCGGACGGCGAGCACCGGCGACCUCCGCAACAGCAUGGUGGAGGACAUGCCGAUGGUCUCCUACAAGGCGGAGGGGCCCAGCGGCCGCAAGACCGACGGCUUCCUGUACAAGUACAGGAAAGGCGAGGAGGUCAGGAUAGUUUGCGUCUGCCACGGCAACUUCCUGACGCCGGCGGAGUUCGUGAGGCACGCCGGCGGCGGCGACGUCACGAACCCGCUAAGGCAUAUCGUCGUUAACCCGCAGCAGUCGGUGUUCUUGUGAUCGUGGCGCGCGUGCCGCCGGUACAAGCAAAUUUAACGGAGGCGAGGAAGCAGGGCCCGUUUGGAUGACACUAGCACAACUAGCACAAAAAUAAAUCUUGCCUGCAUGAAGCAUUAAACGAAGUUUGUUUGUAAAUUUUUUU
Molecule: messenger RNA, 2598 nt
Organism: Panicum virgatum (switchgrass)
Lineage: Eukaryota; Viridiplantae; Streptophyta; Magnoliopsida; Poales; Poaceae
Product: ninja-family protein Os07g0602900-like
Exons: 3
Coding region: 1506-2456 (316 amino acids)
Biological process (GO): signal transduction; negative regulation of DNA-templated transcription
Cellular component (GO): nucleus
Source: RefSeq, a predicted model, not a curated record